Messenger RNA from Abrus precatorius (Indian licorice), 1415 nucleotides. Its product is annotated as WAT1-related protein At3g28050-like. The coding region runs from base 223 to 1320 and encodes 365 amino acids. The transcript is spliced from 7 exons. Gene Ontology annotation, cellular component: plasma membrane. Gene Ontology annotation, molecular function: transmembrane transporter activity. NCBI's taxonomy places the organism in Eukaryota, Viridiplantae, Streptophyta, Magnoliopsida, Fabales, Fabaceae. The record is from RefSeq and is a predicted model, not a curated record.
GCAUAAUUCUAGCACCAAUAACAAAACAAAACGAUCUCAAUUUCCAUAAUCUUUAAGAGAUGCGACAAAAUGUGCAUUAUCAUGCCACACUCCACUGGCACAAAGUUCCGACUCAGACGCUGUUUGGUCCUUAGUGCGCGUAGUGAUCAGGUUCAGUUGCCUAAACCUCAGUGAACUUCACUCUUGCCUGAGGUGCAUGUGGUCUGUGAGAAAUAGAGAGGGAUGGCAAAAAGGGUUUGCUGCAAGGAUUUGCUUCCUUUUGGGGCCAUGGUGACCAUGGAAUGUGUCAACGUUGCUUUGAAUACUCUGUUCAAAGCAGCCACCUUGAGAGGCAUGAGCUACCAUGUCUUUGUUGUUUAUGCUUAUGCUGUUGCUGCUAUUGUUCUCCUUCCUGCACCUUUUAUCUCCAAAAGAUCAAGGGUGCUUCCUCCACUCAGUUUCCCCAUACUACGAAAAAUUGGUCUUCUUGGGCUAAUUGGAUGCUCAUCUCAGAUUAUGGGGUACACGGGCAUCAAUUUCAGUUCCCCCACUCUCUCCUCGGCGAUAAGCAACCUGGUGCCAGCUUUUACUUUUUUGCUUGCCAUCAUUUUCAGGAUGGAAAAGGUGGUUGUAAGAAAUGUAAGUAGCCAAGCCAAGGUCUUGGGUACCAUAAUAUCAAUAACAGGAGCAUUUGUAGUGACGUUGUACAUGGGGCCACCAAUAAUCAUUGCUCAUACACCUUCCUUGUCUGUUCAUCAACCAACGCACACUCUCAAUUCGGUGGAUCGAAAUUGGGCCAUUGGUGGCCUUCUACUAACAGCAGAGUAUAUACUGGUUCCAUUAUGGUACAUUGUACAGGUGCAAAUCAUGAAGGUGUACCCCGAUGAACUAACUGUGGUCUUCUUUUACAACUUAUGUGUAAGCAUGAUGGCUGCAAUUGUAGGUAUAUUUACUGAGACAAAUGCAAAUGCUUGGAAAAUAAGACCAGAUGCAGCAUUGGCUUCCAUAGUUUGCUCUGGAAUUUUUGGGUCAUUCGUGAACAAUGCAGUUCACACAUGGGUACUACGCAUUAAGGGGCCAGUCUAUGUAGCAAUGUUCAAGCCACUCUCAAUUGCAAUAGCAGUUGCCCUGGGAGUCAUGUUCCUCGGUGAUACUCUCCACCUAGGAAGUCUAGUAGGAGCCACAAUAAUAUCGAUUGGAUUUUACACUGUAAUGUGGGGUAAAGCAAAAGAAGAGGUGGAUGAAGAUGUUACCGGCCAGGAAUCACCAACUACAGAGAAUGUUCAUGUUCCUCUCUUACAAAGCUAUAAAGCUGAAAAGAAAAUGUAUGGAAGUGUAUAAAAGACAAACAAAACUGUUCAUAAUUCGUAACAUUAUACAAAACCGCAGAAAACCAAUUUGUAAACAAAGAAUAGCAAAGUAAAUACGAGUUUAAG